UUGUUUUGUUUUUGUUGUCGUGUCAACUUGGAACAAUAUUUUAACAAAAACUACUGUGUAUAAAGCCGGAUUUUACUGAAUUUAUAUAUGCCUAAUUCCAUUUGAUUUAAUUGAUUAAACUUGCAGAUAGAUAAUAGCACAAGAUAAAGAAAAAUGGGUGAUAAUUUUACGACCAUUCCUUUAAAAUCCAGGAUGAGCCCUCAAGAUUAUUUUAAAACAAUAUUUAAUCGGUGCGAUCGUGAUCAUGAUGGAUAUAUUACUGUUGAUGAGUUACAAGAACUGAUUGAAAGUCGCGAGUACGAAAAUGAUAUUCCGUUGCAUUGUGUUAAAAAAAUACACGAAAUGCAUGAUCGUAAUAAGGACAGAAGACUCAAUUUUGAAGAAUUCUUAGACAUGAUAAACAAUCCAGAUUUGAGUCAUGUUUUUGGUCACUAUACAACUAGGUAUAUCAAUUUUAUUAUACCGAAAAAAAGUCAUCCAUCUCACACUGCAACCGAUGGAGCUUACGAAGAAGAAUAUUCAUGUUAUCCUCCAGCUGUUGGAAUGAUCAUCAUAUCUCUGGUAGAAAUUAUUUUGUUUUGUAUAGAUGAAGCGACUGAAAGAGAUUCUACAAAAUAUGCUAGCGGCCCUGUUGCCACUCUUUUUAUUUAUGAGCCAUACAAAAGAUACGAGGUCUGGAGAUAUUUUACUUAUAUGUUUGUUCAUAUAGGAGUAUACCAUUUGAUAAUCAAUCUAGCGGUUCAGAUACUAUUAGGAAUACCUUUGGAAAUGGUGCAUAAAUGGUGGAGAGUUCUUGUGGUUUAUUUUGCUGGUGUUUUAGCGGGCUCUCUUGGUACAUCUAUUGCCGACCCCAGUGUAAAACUAGCUGGUGCAAGUGGUGGAGUGUAUUCUUUGAUUACAGCUCAUGUUGCAUCCAUCAUAAUGAACUGGAAGGAAAUGGCUUAUCCAUAUGUACAAUUACUAGUUUUUUUCAUAGUUGCAGCAACAGAUAUUGGCACUGCUAUUUAUAACAGAUAUGUUUUGGAUAUUAAUCAACAUAUUGGCUAUGUUGCACACUUUGCAGGGGCUGUAGCAGGAUUGUUGGUUGGAAUUAAUAUUCUCCGAAAUCUGACCGUGACCAAACAUGAAAAAAUCAUUUGGUGGGUUUCUAUAAUCGCAUAUAUUACUUUAAUGGGACUAUGCAUUAUAUGGAAUGUUGCCUGGACAAGUUAUUUUCCAAAAGAUCCUUACGAAGGGCAAGUUUAUAGGAAUUAUCAAAAUUUUAAUUUUACAAGGAAAAAUUUUAACUAAUUGCUUAAAAAAAGGAUCCUAUCUACUGACUACUUAAAUUGUGUGAUUUGAUUUUUAUGACAAUUUUGCAAAUAUUUCGAAAAUUUUAAAAGUAUUGUUAUCUUUAAAAGGGAACAUUUCAACCAAUUAUGAUAUAUCAAAAAAAUAUUCUCUCUACUAUUUAGUUAAAUUGUUUAAUUUAUUUGUUUAACAUAUGCAAAAAACAUGCAAGUUAAUUGUGAAUAUCAGAAGAAUCUCUCGAAAAGUAUUAAAAUUACUAUGAAAAAUGUAAGUACUUAAUUAUGAGUUAUGAAAUAUAUUUUUUGACAGUUUGACGUUUUAGAAAUGUCUAUUUUUACAAGCGAAGAAUCUCACGUUACAUUGAUCUGAUUAAAUGUGUUAAGACAAUUUUUAUGUCUGAAUAUCAA
Sitophilus oryzae (rice weevil) is the source of this 1697-nucleotide messenger RNA. Its product is annotated as rhomboid-related protein 1. NCBI's taxonomy places the organism in Eukaryota, Metazoa, Arthropoda, Insecta, Coleoptera, Curculionidae. The transcript has 6 exons. The record is from RefSeq and is a predicted model, not a curated record. The coding region runs from base 154 to 1290 and encodes 378 amino acids. Gene Ontology annotation, molecular function: serine-type endopeptidase activity; calcium ion binding. Gene Ontology annotation, cellular component: membrane.